GGUGCGGAGUCCAGCUGGAGGCCAGUAUCCAGUGCAGUGCCUCAGGGGUCAGCGCUGGGGCCAAUGUUGUUCAAUAUAUUCAUUAACGAUUUGGACGAGGGAAUAGAGUGCACUAUCGGCAAGUUUGCUGAUGACACCAAGCUGGGAGGGGUGGCUGACACGUCAGAAGGCUGUGCUGCCAUCCAGCGGGACCUGGACAGGCUGGAGAGUUGGGCGGGGAAUAACCUGAUGAAAUUUGACAAGGGCAAGUGUAGAGUCCUGCACCUGGGCAGGAACAACCCCAGGUUCCAGUAUAGGUUGGGAAAUUACAUAUUAGAGAGCAGUGUAGGGGAAAGGGACCUGGGGGUCCUGGUGGACAGCAGGGUGACCAUGAGCCAGCACUGGCCCUUGUGGCCAGGAAGGCCAAUGGUACCUGGGGUGUAUUAGAAGGGGGGUGGCUAGUAGAUCGAGAGAGGUUCUCCUUCCCCUCUGCUCCGCCCUGGUGAGACCACAUCUGGAAUAUUGUGUCCAGUUGUGGCCCCUCAGUUCCAGAAGGACAGGGAACUGCUGGAGAGGGUCCAGCGUAGGGCAACGAAGAUGAUUAAGGGAGUGGAGCACCUCCCUUAUGAAGAAAGGCUGAGGGAGCUGGGUCUCUUUAGUUUGGAGAAGAGGAGACUAAGGGGGGACCUCAUUAAUGUUUAUAAAUAUAUAAAGGGUGAGUGCCAUGAGGAUGGAGCCAGGCUCUUCUCGGGGGCAAACAAUGAUAGGACAAAGGGUAAUGGGAGCCGGAGGAGGGGAUUGCUUUGGGGGCUUCAUCAGGGGUCUGGGACAUGCAGAGGCAGGGGGCCCAGCGGCUGUGUGCCCCCAAUCCAGGGUGCCCCCAUAGCCAUGACCUGGGUGCCGACAGCUGCCUCUGGCCAUUGAUUUCUUCGUUAUUUGCGUCCCCUUCGCUCUCCCGCCACGCUGCAGCGAUGCUGGUGGGAGGGGGCGUUAAGAAACCCCCCCCACCCAGCACCCACCUCUGUGCUGCUGCUCCUUCUCUCUAGAUUUAUAUAUAUUAAAUAUAUAUUUUUAAAAAAUGAGGGGAGAAAAGACCAUCUAGAGGCUCUCAAGGGCCAGUGCCCUCCCCAGCAGUGUGUGCCCCCCACCCUAGAAAUAAUACCUAGAAAAUUGUUCCAGUGCGAUUCUCAGGGGAGCCCCCGCUCCCAACACCCUGGCCCGGGACCCCCCUGACCCCCCCACCUCCGCCAACCCAGUCUGGUCUCUGGCUGUCCAUGGUGGCCGUGGCUUUCUGGGGGGCAGGGGGUGGUGGAGGCCGUGGGCGGUGGGUGAGGAGGGGGCAGCCAGGCGGGCUGGGGGUUGUGGGUGAGGAAGCCCAGUAGGGACUGAAGCUCCCGGGGGCACAGACCAUGGAGGUGAUGGGGCUGAUGCUGCUCUGUGGCUCUCGGGGGUUCGCAGCUUGGAGAACGUGGCCAGAGCGUCGGGGAAGUUGGGCGGCGUGGCCGGUGUGUUGCUGGGGGUGCACAUCUGCGGGGGUGUCAGAUCGGCCAUGGAUGGUUUUUGGAGUCCCAACCUGCCAACUCCCCAUCACUGAAGAUCUGGCUGCAUCCCGCACCAGGGGAUGCUCGAAGCCGAGCUCUGGUGGGUAUUGGGGUACCCAGCGCUGCAGGGUCUGGGUGGCACCCCCAGAACGUGGGGGCUGCCUGGGGAGGAUCUCCAGCCCAGGCAGGGCCAGCUCGGGCUGCGAAGAACAGUUUGGACCAUCCAGGGUGCUUAGAGCGCUGGGGUGCAGCGGGUUUGGGGAGGGGACACUGCUCUGAUGCCAGCUGCCCCGGGCAGGGAUGAGGUGAUGCAAUGAGGACCAGCACGAUGGGUGGGGAGAGUUUUGGGGUCCCUCAGGACCCUCUUCACCCGGCUCCCUGUCCCCUGCUCCACUUCACACCCCAUUAGGACACAGAAAGUCAGGCAGGGCCCCCGGGACACGAGGCGCUGGCCGGGCCCCUCGCGGUUCCCGGCACGGCCCCUGCUUUCUGAGCACUGAGCUGAAUUUAGUGCCCUCCCCACCUCCCCCCCGGACAGACCCGGCCCUUUUUGAGGCCAGUCUUGCCAAAAACCCCAGGAGCUCACGAUGAAAAUGAGAAGUUAAAUGAUUCCUCACAACACCAUUCAACACAAGAACCGAGAGGUUUUUGACACCUGCUUCCUUGUAGGUGUCCUACUGAGCACUAGCACAAAGCCAAGAGCGUUGCUCAGCAGCACCAACCGCGUCUGCCAGGAAUUAAUCUUCAACAUGAACCAGGGGCAGCAGAAGGCAAUCACCAGCACCACAGACAGCAAAGGAGAAGUCUGCAAGAUCCCAUAAGGCUGGAAUAGACUGUUGGCAUCUGCUCUCCACGGCAAAACCGGAGGAGAGCGUAGAGGGAAAAGAAAUGAAAGUCAUUGACAGUGAAAAAUGCGUGGCGAAACACAGGAGGUUCUGACACAAGAAGACCCUCCCAGGAGCAAGCCAUGACUUCUGGAGCCAGCAUCUCUGGCCCGGGAUGAACGCUUGCCCAUUGCCGUGCGUCCACUUGGGGUGCAAAACUGGGGUUUGAGAGGGGCUGUUGCCCCCCGGUGUCUUGCUCUGCCUGGAGAUGUCUGUGCAGAGGUCCCUGGACAGGACGCCUCUUCCUCAGUCAGCGCUGGCAAAAACCAUCUGGGGACACGCUCCGUCCCCUGGAACUCUUCCUUGUGUGACUCGCAGCUCACGUGUGACAGCGCUGCUCCAAACUUGGCCAUCUCCAAGGACCGGCUUUCUUUGGGAUGUGGGGUUCACUCUCAGAGGAAUCAUGGCAGCCCUGCUUUCUGUGUUGGGGUCUCCCUUUCAGCUAUGGAGCAGCUUCAGUUCGCAGUGCAAAAGGAUCUUGCAAUGGCUGUGUAGCUAGCAGCAGCGUUUCUGAAGCAUCAGAGGAGAUGUCAGAGCCAUGAGGCUGAGGGACGGGACUCCCAGCACAAGAUUGCCCGUGUUUCAAAAGGGAGGCAGCCGUGCCAGCUGGAGAACCUCUCUCGCAGCUCCAUCCCCAGCAAAGAGCUGUCUCUAGAGCAGUUCGUGCUGCUUACAGGCAAGAUCAGCCUUUGCAUUUGAACCACCUUCUUGCAGAGGUGACAGGAAACAUCCUCUGGUUUAUGUCGUUCCAGCUGCAAAGGCCAGAGCAGUGUUCUUGAGGGAGCAAGCGAUGAGCACAUUUCCUGGUCAGCAGCCGCUGGCUCGUGCCAACGGUCAAGAGAGGCAGAAGAAAUCCCUUCAGAACAGCUCCCUCUCAAAAGACACCCUUCUGCUUGAUGAACCGCAGGGAAAGGCAUCCUAAACCAGGCACUUUGACCUUGUUUUCAGCCCAGGUUCCCAGUGCUGGUGCACUCGUGAGCCAGUCGCUGCCCAUCUGCCACCAAGGGGAAUCGCCUCUGAGGCCAGCUGUGCCAUGGGGAAAGGAAAGGGUGAGACGUCGGGAGAGUUUCAUUUAGUGCACAACACGGAUAAAGCCAUUCUCUCUGCAAUUAAAACUGAGGGUAUUUAAUUGAGUGAAAUGAGAUUUCAUUCCCCAUGACCUGUCUGAUUGUACUUUGAAUCUGGGCACGGGCUGCAGUGACCUGCCACAACAUUGGAGGUGUCACCAGCUGCAUUGUAGGUGGUAAAGUGGGAAAGGCAGGAGGGAGCCUCAGCAUCUCCCAUCCCGUGGGUGACUUCAUCACAAAGGACCAGGGCGGCGCCCGCUGGCUCCUGGGGCGGCUGUUGCCAGGCAACAGAGACACUAUAUUGUCCCCUGUCACCUGUGCCCCUCGCCCAUUUGGUCACUGGCCGUGGUGGGAUCACUUGCCGUGGUGGGAUCACUGUGGUGGUGGACUCAUUUUGGCAGUUGGAUUGCUUUCGUGGUGGGAUCGCUAUUGGUGGUUGCACCACUUUUGGUGGUAGGAUCGCUACUGGUGGUUGAACCACUUCUGGUGGUUGAACUGCUGUUGGUGGUUUUAUCACUUUCGGAACUUGGAUCUGUUUGGCGACUGGAUCACUUUCAUCACUCGGAUUGCUUUUGGCACUUGGAUCUGUUUGGUGACUGGAUCACUUUCUGUGGCAAGGAGGAGGAGGAGAAAGGCUGCUGGCUGCCCAUCCCUCCAACAUCAUCUCCGGACAGAAGAGCUCCCGUCUUCCCACAUCCAGUUCAGUGUUUUCGGGCAGAGCAGCAGCGAUGGCCACACGUGGACUGCUGGAGAUGCUGAACGCCGCCAUGGGGACACCCCAUUUGGGGGUUGUCGACUUGGUGGCACUGCACAAAUUGCUUGAGGCCAUCAUCGGGCAGCUGGGCCAGCAGGAGCUGUCUGUCCUGGAGCCAGAGCAGAGCCCGACCCCCGGUCUGGCAAAGGAUCAGGACAGCAAGGCCCAGCCUGGCCAGGAGAAGGAGGAGGAUGGAGCCCUGGGCACAGGGCAGCACCUCUGGAAACCAAAGCAGCAGCUGGAUGAGAAGGACACGCUGGAGGGGACCGGGAGCAACUCCAAGGUCUCCUCUGUGGCCAAGGAGGCCAUGCCAAAAACAACGGAAGAGGAGAAGAGAGAUGUCCCCAAGAAAAGGGCUUCGCUCCAGGACCUGUGGGAGGAGAUCAGCAAGUUUAAGGAGGCGCAGUCCAGCCUGGAACAGGACGUGCGGGAGAUGAAGGAGGCCAUGCAGGAGGCGCAUUCUGGCCUGGAACAGGACAUCCAGGAGGUGAAGGAGGCGCAUGUCGGCCUGGCAGAGGACAUGCAUGCCCUGCAGGAGGCGCAUUCCGGCCUGGCGGAGGACAUCCAGGAGAUCCAGGAGACGCUUGGCCUGGAGGGUGGUGGGGGCCAGUCUGCCCCCGCUGAGCCCACCCAGGUGGCCAUGGACAGCCAGGCCAGGAGGAGCUCAGCACUGGAGCCAAAGGGACGUGGGACACAGCCUGGGAUGGAGACCAGCAAGGGGACUGCAGGGUCUGGCUCCCCGGGGAUGCAAGCAGGGAUACAGGGGCAACCAGCGACCCCUGUGAAGUUGUCAGGCGCUCCCUCCAUUCACAAGAGGUCUAUUGGUGCCAACGCCACCACCCCGGGGAUGCAGCCAGGAUCCCCGGGCACCCAGGCCAGCACCUCCCUGGGGACACAACCAGGGGCCCCUGAUGCCCAGGCCAGCACCGCGGGGAUGCAGGCAGGAUCCCCUGGGACCCACACCACCACCCCUGGGGUGCAGCCUGGGUCCUCCAGCUCCAAAGCCACCAUCCCAGGGGAUGCCCAAGAGCCGGCCAAGCCCUGGGGCUCCACCAGCACCUCAAGCUACGAGUCGGAGAUGCGGGAGGUGCUGUCACAGGUUGGGCAGCUCGGCCAGCUCUGCGCUGGUCUGAAGGAACAGGUGGAGCAGCUUAAAUCUACAAAAGCAGAAAGCACAGAUCUUGAGGACGUGCGCCGGCUCUUCCCAAAGGGAGGCCGGCAGAGCAUCACCAGCAUCCUGGCCGACCUCAGGUGCCAGGUGUCCUUCCUGCAGGACACGGCCAGGGCCCUCCACGGGGAGAAGGAGAAGAUCAGCAAGGUGGAGGAUGCUCCCAGAAAGACGAGGGGGUCUGGAGCCGGUAGGAAAGCAGACGGCAGUGGCCAGAUGACCCAACAGCCGCGGCCCAAGGGACAGAAGGUCAAGGCAGAGCGCAAGGAGCUGGGGAAGCAGCAGGAGCCAACCCAGGCCGAGCUGGAGCAGUUUGCGGCCAAGUACGUGAAUAAGUUGGUGAUGGAGGCAGCACAGCAGCUGCAGGCAGAGCAGGUGGACGAGCCGAGGACGACGGCGCAGAGCGGGGGACACGAGCACGCAGGGUGCCACGUCUGCAGCCCGGACACCAGGGUGCUGCUGGGGAAGCUCCUCCAGCGCUGCGAGAAGCUCGAGGAGCAGGUGGAGUCCCUGGUCCAGAAGGCGGGCAGCAAGGUGGAGAGUCAUCCGAAGUGGAGGAGACAGUCCCUGCAGCAGGACGAGCAACUCAAGUGCCUCCAGGCCAGCAUCAUGCAGCUACAAAAGGACUAUGAGAAGUUGAGCUCGGCCCUUGCAAACCUCCAGCAGGAUCGUCAGCAGAAGCAGAAUGACAUCAAGGCUCUGUCCCAGGCCCUGGGGAGGCUGGAGAAGAAGCAAGCAGACAAGGAGGAGAUGCUGGUGCUGGGAAUCGAUGAGAAAGCAGACAAAGCCGCCCUGGCUGACAAAGUCAGUCGCAGCCAGCUUGAGGCGUGCGAGGAGCGGCUGACCAAGAUGAUGGAGGAGGUGACGAGCCAGGUGACGGGCCAGGAGAAGGGCUGGCACCAGUUCCAGCGAGAGCUGCAGAGACAGAUGGACUGCAAGCUGGACCGCCGGGAGCUGGGGGCGUUCCGGCAGCAGCAGGAGGAGCGGUGGAAGAGCCUCAGCGGGCAGCUCCAGGAGAAGGCGCUGCAGGCAGAGCGUGACGAUGCCGCUGGGAUUAGGAAGCAGCUGCUGCCCGGUUUCCAUUGCCUGUCCUGCGACCGGCCCCUCAACAUGCUGGCACCUGGACCGGAGCGGACGGGCGAGUGUAGAUACCCCACUGUUCCGCGGAGCUGCGGAGGCCAACACACCGUCACGCCCCCGCGCUUCCAGCCCAAACCGCCCAGCACCCCACGGCCAUCCAAACCCAGUGCCCGCAGCCCCAACAAGAAGGACGCGAUGCAGCUGUCGGGCCAGGACGGCACUGAUGGGAACCAGCAGGACGAGCAGCUCUCCAUGAUGGGGGGCUCUGAGCUGCCCACAAUGCCAAGGGCCACCCCAGACACCCCGACCUCCAGGAACCGGCCAAGCACCCGCUCCUCGCUGAGAUCAGCCGUGCUGCAGCACCUACCAGUCUCGUCUCCCAGACGCUUCACCCUGGCACCGCAGCUGCUGCCGCCCAUCCCGCCCCCCCGCCGUGAACCAACCCCCUGACAGCCGGGCAGGACGGGGUCCCGGCCCCGGUCCCACCGCCCCGGGCACUGAGCAGGCAGCGGCUGCAAUAAAUGGCGAUGGGAAACCAA
This is a messenger RNA of Columba livia (rock pigeon), 7012 nucleotides long. RefSeq lists its product as uncharacterized. Bases 4200 to 6923 code for a protein of 907 amino acids. The record is from RefSeq and is a predicted model, not a curated record. Lineage: Eukaryota; Metazoa; Chordata; Aves; Columbiformes; Columbidae. The transcript is spliced from 15 exons.